UUGCCGAACGCUCCAAAUAUAAUAUCCAUGUCGAAGGGUACUCUUGUUCACCAGAAAUUUGGUUGAAGAAAAUUAAAAUUUUAAAUUUUGUGAUGUACGCCAUAGUGCUUACAUUAUCCAUUUUUGGAUUCUUCAUACACAGUUCUGUUGUUGCUGACUGUGGUUGCGGAUCGUCUAAAUCCGGUCCAGGUUUCAGUUCACCAGAAGUGGCAAUCGAACGUGCAAAACGCGAAAAAAUACUUUAUGUCCCAUGCAUAUCGUUAAAUCCAGCCAACCCCGAUUAUCUUUCGGUAGUCGAUGCUGAUCCCACAAGUCCCAAGUAUAGCAAGGUGAUAUCGAGAUUAUAUUUCCCAGUGCAGGCGGUGAGAGAUGAAUUGCAUCAUUUUGGAUGGAACACAUGUUCUGCUUGUCAUCACGACAAGACGGCGGUGCGAAACAAGUUGAUAUUCCCAUGCUUGAACAGCGAUCGAGUUUAUAUCGUUGAUACAUCCGACGAACGGCGGCCACAACAUUAUAAGACCAUUGAACCGGAGGAGCUUCAUAAUUUGGGAUUAUCUUCGCCCCAUACAACACAUUGCAUUCCCACUGGCGAAGUGAUGAUCUCAACGAUGGGUGAUGGGCCAGCCGGAAACGGACAAGGACAAUUUCUAAUGAUCGAUGGGAAAAGGAACUUUACCGUCAACGGCAAAUAUUCAAAAUUUAACACACCAUACGGCUACGAUUUCUGGUAUCAGCCGUACUUCGACGUUAUGAUCUCAACUGAAUGGGGAGCGCCAAAGAAAUUUAAAGGUGGAAUCAAUUUAGACGAUCUAGCCGAGUAUUAUGGUCACACAAUUCAUGUAUGGUCAUGGGAUAGACGAGAGUACAUCAAACCGAUUGAUCUUGGAACAACUAAUGGCUGGUUGCCGCUCGAAACAAGAUUCCUUCAUGAUCCAUAUCAACCUCAUGGCUACGUUGCAUGUGCACUUUCAUCCACAGUAUUCCAUAUCAAUAAGAAUAGCGGAGACUGGGACGCCGAUCUUGUAAUUACAAUUCCACCGAAGAAGGUCGAAAAUUGGUGGAUGGGUUUAGCGGAUAUGCCUGGCGUUAUUACGGACAUUCUGAUUUCAAUGGACGAUCGAUUCUUGUACUUAAGUAACUGGGUUCAUGGCGAUAUUCGGCAGUACGAUAUUAGCAAUCCAGCCGAACCAGAACUGGUCGGACAAAUUUUUAUCGGAGGAUCAAUCGUACAAGGAGGACCGGUGAAUGUAGUCAAUGAUACCGAACUGGCAUGUCAACCAGAUCCAUUAUACGUGAAAGGUGUUCGCAUCGAAGGUGGCCCGCAAAUGUUACAACUGAGUAUCGACGGAAAGCGACUCUAUGUCACUACCUCGCUGUUUUCUCCUUGGGAUAAACAAUUUUAUCCGGAACUGUACAAUAAAGGCGCUUGUCUACUGCAGAUUGACGUAAACAAUAGAAAGGGAGGUAUGAAGGUGAACAAAAACUUCUUGGUCAACUAUGGAGAUGAACCGAAUGGGCCUGCAUUGGCUCAUGAGAUUCGUUGGCCAGGAAUAGAUUCUUCCAGCGAUAUUUUCCCACCGAGGGGGAGAUGGAACGACGAUUUGUAAAGGUUUUUUAAGCAUGUUCAACUAUGGCUAGGACAGUUUUGAAACUUUAGUCGACCUAUUAAAAUGUAGAGCCAA
Messenger RNA from Bradysia coprophila, 1682 nucleotides. Its product is annotated as methanethiol oxidase-like. The record is from RefSeq and is a predicted model, not a curated record. Gene Ontology annotation, molecular function: selenium binding; protein binding. Lineage: Eukaryota; Metazoa; Arthropoda; Insecta; Diptera; Sciaridae.